Penicillium malachiteum is the source of this 1503-nucleotide messenger RNA. RefSeq lists its product as uncharacterized. The transcript is spliced from 6 exons. The record is from RefSeq and is a predicted model, not a curated record. Gene Ontology annotation, molecular function: transmembrane transporter activity. The coding region runs from base 1 to 1503 and encodes 500 amino acids. NCBI's taxonomy places the organism in Eukaryota, Fungi, Ascomycota, Eurotiomycetes, Eurotiales, Aspergillaceae. Gene Ontology annotation, biological process: transmembrane transport.
AUGGCCGAGGAAAUCGAGAAGGUUCAGCAGUCUCAUGGCGAGUCCCUCGACCAAGACAUUGUUACGGGCAAGAUGUCCAAAUCUGGUGUCGUCUUACGUCCUCAGCCGACGAAUGACCCAAAUGAGCCAUUGAAUUGGCCGCAACGGGAGAAGUAUGCGACAUAUCUCGUCCUCUGCUGGUUUACCUUCCUGGCGUUCACGAACUCUUCUGCAUUCACAGUUGCCGUCGAGUCAAUUGUCAAGGAAUUUGACAAGACGCGGACAGAAGCAAGUUACUUGACAUCGCUGCAGGUACUUGCGAUGGGCUUCGGUGCUGCGUUUUGGAUGCCAAUAGCCAGAAAAAUUGGCAAACGUCCCGUAUACCUUCUGUCAAUUCUCUUUCUUUGCUUCACCAACAUCUGGAGCUACUAUUCCAGAUCAUACGGUAAUCUCCUGGCAUCAAGAAUAGUCGGAGGCUUCUUGACCGCUGCUUCAGACGCCCCUGUGUCUAGCGUAGCGGCGGACCUUUUUUAUUUUCACGAGCGGGGCCAUACCUUGAUGAUUUUCAAUAUUGCUAUAUCGUCAGGCGCCUUUUUCGGGCCCUUCAUUAACGCCUACAUCACCCAGUAUUUGGGCUGGCCCUGGAUGUGUGGUGUCAUGGCCAUCGCUUCGGGGGCAACCUUCAUUCCCGCAGUUCUACUUGUCAAAGAGACGGCUUAUAUUGUUCCUUUUGGUGUUCGAGAUCUCGAUCAAUCCGCUGAGACGUAUGCACCAAAGAGAAGCUGGGUUGCUUCAAUGUCCCUAACAGCCGGCAUCAAUCGGGACGCAUCAUUCUUAAAAUGGGUGUUUGAGACCGCACAGCUCUUUGCUUAUCCUCCUAUCUGGUUCAGCGGACUGACCGUGGGACUGUUUAUCGGGUGCAAUAUUGCGAUCCAGCUCACAUCUUCCCAAACCUUCACGGCUGCACCCUACUCCUGGCAACUGCAUGAAGUUGGACUGCUUUCCCUCUCGGGCUUUGUGGGUUCUCUGCUCAGCUUCUUCUUUGGUGGUUGGCUCAUUGACUGGAUCGCCACUACCAAGCGCCAUGGCGAGCCUGUAGAGCCGGAGCAUAGACUUCCAGCAAUGAUUAUACCAGCUGUAAUUGGACCGAUGGGUUUGUUGACCUUCGGACUCGUGAUUGCGACGGGGAAAUCUUGGGCUGGUGCCGCCGUCGGAUAUGGCAUGCAAGGAUUCGGCGCGACGGCUGCUGCGAAUAUCGCCGUCACCUACGCAGUGGAUGCCUAUCGCAUGAUCGCUGGUGAAACUAUUGUUAUCGUAUUCGUUCUUCGAAACGUUAUUGUCUCCCUCAUCUCCACUUACAUUUCCAAAUGGUUCGAAAGCCAAGGGUUAAAGAAAGCCUACGGAGAGCUAGUCGGCGUGGCUUAUAUUAUUCUGUCGUUUACUUUGAUCAUGUAUUUUGUCGGCCACCGUCUUCGGCGAUUCACUCUGGCCUAUGGCCCCAUGACCAAGUAUACAGAGCGUUGA